AUGGGUUUCUUACUAUCCAAUUAUCAACUCACAAUAUGUAUCUUGUAUUCCCUAAUUUUGUGCUUGUCUUCUUCUGCACAUCUUUGCCAUAAUGACGAGAGCACUGCUUUGCUCCAAUUUAAGCAACUCUUUUCCUUCGAUUGCCACAGAGAUAGUCCUGUACAAUGCUCCAGUGAUGUUUCUGCUUCAUUCACUGAUAAUUGGAAAGAGGGUACAGAUUGUUGUGCAUGGGAUGGGGUCACAUGUGAUAACACCACUGCUCAUGUCAUUGGCCUCGACCUCAAUUGUAAGUGCCUAUAUGGUACCAUCCAUCCAAACAGCAGCCUCUUCAAUCUUGUUCACCUUCAAUACCUCGACCUUUCUGUAAACAACUUCAAUCACUCUCAAAUUUUACCUUCCUUUGGCCGUUUCACAAAUUUGAUCCGUCUUGACCUCUCUUACUCCUAUCUUUCUGGCCCAAUACAAUCAUCAGAAGAAGUCUGGCAAGGGAAUAACUUCUCCAGUAGCAUUUUCCACUUACAGAAAUUGCAGGAGCUGUGGUUAAGCGGUAACAGAGAACUCACGGGUAAACUUCCAAGUUUUAUUAAUGAAACUCGCCGGCACCUUACGGUGUUGGCUCUCGAAACAACAGGUUUCACCGGAGAGCUACCUAAUUCCAUCGGCCAACUUGAGAACUUGCAGGAGCUAUACCUCGAUGAGUGCAAUUUCUCUGGCACGAUUCCGAGAUCGCUUACAAACCUCACGCAAUUAAUUUGGCUUACUCUUACAGACAACAAUUUUGAAGGCCCAAUUCCACCUUUUUCUAACUUCUCGCUACUUCAAAUGAUAUAUUUCUCAAACAAUCAACUAACAGGUCCCAUUCCCUCUUCCUUGUUUUAUCUUGUGGACCUUGACUCUCUUGCUCUUUCGUCAAAUAAUUUAAGCGACACCGUUGAGCUGGACACGUUUGCAAAGCUUUUUAAUUUGUAUUAUUUGGAUCUUUCAAACAGUGGUCUAUCAUUGACCACCACCAACUCCACUCCCUCUUCUUUCCCAUAUAUUGAGACAUUACUAUUGCCGUCUUGCAAUAUAAGAAAAAUUCCUGAAUUUUUGAAAACUCGAAAGGAAUUUUUGGUGAUGCUAGACCUUUCAAACAACCACCUAAAUGAAGAACUCAAUCCACUCUGUAAUCUUCAUUCUCUUAAAUAUCUCGAUCUGUCCAAUAACGAAUUUUCUGGAUUAAUUCCUACCUGUUUGGGGAACUUCAAUGGAAAUUUAACCUCGUUAAAUUUGCAAAGAAACAAUUUCCAUGGUAGCAUCCCUCAAACAUUUGGAUACGCAAACAUGUUACAGGAACUUGACAUUAGCCACAAUGGAUUGCAAGGGGAGCUUCCAAGAUCAUUGGCGAAUUGCACAAACCUAGAAAUUUUGAAUUUGGGUCAUAAUUUCAUAGAAGAUACUUUUCCAUUUUGGUUGGAGAACCUGCCCCAAUUGAAGAUUAUUGUCUUGCGAGAUAAUAAAUUCUAUGGUCCCGUAGGACAACCAAGGAAGAGAUUAGCCUUCACCAAUUUACAUAUCAUUGACAUGUCUCACAAUGAAUUUACAGGUACUUUGCCAUCAAAAUUCUUUGAGAGCAUGCAUUCAAUGAUGAUGGAUGAUGAAAACAAAUCCUCCUUAAAUUAUAUGCGCACUGGUUUUGGUUAUUAUUCAGUGACCAUAAUGAAUAAAGGACUGGAAAUGGUAUUUGUAAGGAUCAUCACCAUCUUCAAAGCUAUUGAUUUUUCGCACAACAAGUUUGGUGGGAAUAUUCCAAUAGCCAUUGGAAGACUUAAAGCCCUUUGUGUCCUAAAUUUUUCAAGUAAUGGUCUCACAGGUCUCAUUCCAGUGUCCUUGGGGGAUCUAACUGAGCUCGAGUCCUUAGAUCUAUCCCAAAACAAGCUCUCUGGUGAGAUACCUCAACAACUAACGAGUUUGACAUUCCUUGAAGUUUUUGAUGUCUCACAAAAUAAUCUAACUGGGAUUAUACCACGAGGUCAACAAUUUGAAACAUUUUCAAACACUUCGUAUGAGGGAAAUAUUGGAUUGUGUGGUUUGCCAUUGUCAAAGAAAUGUUGGAUUCUCAUAGGAGCAGAAUCGCCAUCAUCAUCCUCUUCAAGCCACGAUUUUAAAUACAAACUUGAUGGUUUUGAAUGGGAACCGGUGUUAAUGGGAUAUGGUUGUGGAGUAGUAAUUGGUUUGGUGAUAGGAAGUUGCAUCAUUCGAAGGAAAGAAAAAUGGCUUGAGAGAAUUUUCAGAGUGAAAAUGGGUCAUCAGAAGAACAGAUCAAAUGAGGUUAGGUAUCGACAUGGAACAAGAUGA
This is a messenger RNA of Camellia sinensis, 2337 nucleotides long. Its product is annotated as receptor-like protein 6. Gene Ontology annotation, molecular function: protein binding. NCBI's taxonomy places the organism in Eukaryota, Viridiplantae, Streptophyta, Magnoliopsida, Ericales, Theaceae. The record is from RefSeq and is a predicted model, not a curated record.